Molecule: messenger RNA, 330 nt
Organism: Cylicostephanus goldi
Lineage: Eukaryota; Metazoa; Nematoda; Chromadorea; Rhabditida; Strongylidae
Source: the annotation of a GenBank genome assembly
AUGGAGCUGGCCGUCGAGAUUCGAAAAGCAGAGCUUGUUCUGAAGAAGGAGGCCACGUCCAAGUAUUUGGCAAAGUGGAAGGCACCCUUCGCCGUAGAACCACCCGUCAACGUAGAGUUAGUACGCCUCGUCACUACUAGAGUACUGUCAACCAAUGAUUACACAGAAUGGCCCAGCAGCUCUCAUAGUUCCGUCGAAGAAGAAGACGAAACUGGGUGAACCGUUAGCAUCAUUAUCGGUCUACGCGAAGCCUAUCUGCUAGAAGAAAUGGACGACAAGGACCUCAACACGUUGUUUGGAUUCCUACGUUACAAGUACUAUUUCGCGUGA